Molecule: messenger RNA, 1317 nt
Organism: Psilocybe cubensis
Lineage: Eukaryota; Fungi; Basidiomycota; Agaricomycetes; Agaricales; Agrocybaceae
Exons: 4
Coding region: 1-1317 (438 amino acids)
Source: RefSeq, a predicted model, not a curated record
AUGCCGCCCACGUUGCGCACCGAUUUCUCCAUCGACGUAGCUUUGGAAGAAUGGACUGAUCUGUGUGGUCAGACUGAUGGUCUGUUCAGUUUAUCACCGCUCACAUCCCCAGAGCCAUCUCCUCCUGCAUCUCCUGUCAUUUCAGCCAAGAUCUCACUCCCAGAACACGGUACCCCCUCGCUCAAGUGUCAGGAUCCGUCUCCUACUCACGAUCAUGCACACGACAUGCUGCUUCCACCUCCAAUUUUUCCCCUGCAUAUCUCGACAUCGUAUUCAUCAAGCCCGCCGUUUUCGCAGUGCACCAUUCCUUCUGAAGAGAUGGUUGCGCAACGAAUCAGCAGCACAUUUGUUACGGAGAAAGGACGUGCUGCUCGUACCGGGUUUAUUGGCAUUAACGACCGUUCCAAGUCGUCGAGGAUGUAUACUCUGGAGGAGCUUACGGGUCCUACUUCAGAGCAUAAGUUCAAACUUGUGAAGUGGGAUGGAAAGAAGCCAAUGUUUGUCUCCGACUCAUCUGGCCGCGCCAUUCUUAUUCUUGCAGGACACCCAGACGACGGACAAUGGCAUAAUCUGAUGGGUCUUGCUGUAGAUGCCCUUGAAAUAGCACGAACGCGCAUUAUCCCGCCGAAGAAACCAAAUCGUCGUGGAUCUUUCGAUUCCCUUCACUGCGGUGUUUCUUUUGGCGGUGGACAAACCUCGCCAUCAAAUCUUCGCAACAACAAGGUGAACCAGGUGUUGCUGGACUGGCUCAAUGGCUUGGAGCCGUUCAAAAGGUUGGCCGGCUUUGCCUCAGGUGCUAUGCACACCUGGGCUAAAGAUUUAUUUGACGCCUACGCAUCCAACUUGAAGGAACUUCACAAAGACCCCGGCUUGAAACAUGUCUUCCCUUCCAGCAUUUUUUCAGCCGCCACCUACAACCUGGGACCUUGUACAGUCUGCCAUAGACACAAGGACUUCUCUAAUCUUCCCUACGGAUACUGUGCUGUCACCGCGCUUGGCAAUUUCGAUCCAACACAAGGGGGGCAUCUCAUUCUCUGGGAAUUAGGACUAGUCAUCGAGUUCCCCCCCGGCUCUACCAUUCUGCUUCCCUCCGCCCUCAUUUCCCACUCCAACGUCCCCAUUUCUUCCAACGAGAGACGAUAUUCGUUUACUCAAUACACUGCGGGCGGGAUUUUUCGUUGGGUUGCCCACAAAUGCCAGACAAAGGCAAAAUACCUCGCAACCCUCAGUCCUGACGGCUUAGCUGCGUAUGCUCAAGAAGAGUCUUUAAGGUGGAUUAAAGGUGUGAACUUGAUACCAGUUGUUCUCCGGGAGUAG